Messenger RNA from Xiphias gladius (swordfish), 4749 nucleotides. RefSeq names its product lunapark, ER junction formation factor (gene lnpkb). Gene Ontology annotation, cellular component: endoplasmic reticulum tubular network. NCBI's taxonomy places the organism in Eukaryota, Metazoa, Chordata, Actinopteri, Istiophoriformes, Xiphiidae. The transcript has 15 exons. Gene Ontology annotation, biological process: endoplasmic reticulum tubular network organization. The coding region runs from base 167 to 1435 and encodes 422 amino acids. The record is from RefSeq and is a predicted model, not a curated record.
GCCGCGCCACAUGCUCGCUUGGCAGUUGAGAUGUCAGAUGUCAGUUCAGGUAACAGCCGGAGUCUGCCGUUUGCCUGUUUGACCGACUGACCGGCUAACACAAACACUUAAACACCGCAGAGUUGAACCAAAGGAAGCAAAGAGGAGACUGCUGUAGUUUACAGACAUGGGGGCUCUGAUAUCACGAUGGAAGGCAAAGCCAACCACAGUUGAGCAGCUGGAGAACCUGGAUAAGGACAUUAAAGAGCUGGAGGAGUUUAGAGCCAAAAACCAACGUCUGCAAAAACUGUGGGUCGGCCGUUUGCUUCUCUACUCAUCAGUCCUCUACCUGUUGACCUCUCUGAUUGUUUACUGUCUCUACCUACCUGAACAAUGGCUGCAGAGAAUAGCCAUGGCCCUGCCUUUCUUCAUAUACCCUGUGCUAGUGUGGUUCAUCAGGAAGUUAUUGAUUUUCCUCUUUUCCAAACGCACUGAGAGAAACAAUGAUAAACUAGAAGAUUUAAAGGCUGCCAAGAAGAAGAUUCUGGAGGAAGUGAUGGAAACAGAGACGUAUAAAAAUGCCAAAAUCAUCCUGGAGCGCUUUGAUCCAGAAGCUAAGAAGAAAGCUGAGCUGGAGUCAACUCCAGUGCGUCCCCAGAUGACUCCCAGGCCAGGACAAGAAAUUCGACAAAGAGGGGUGGCAAUGAGACCCUUGCCGAUGGGAACCCCGGUUGCCAUGGCUGGGACUCCCCCACCUGGAGCGCGGCCGCCAUCGGGACCAGGGGGCACACCUGUGGAACCUGUCCUUCUCUCAGCUCCAGGAGGACCACCGGAGAAAUCUGCUCUGUCUGCCUCGGUCCUCCAGGGGGCCGUAACCAGGACCCCCUGCUCCCCUAUACCAGGUGUAGGCAUGCAUCCUCCGGGUCCUCCAUUAGCAAGACCCAUUCUGCCAAAAGACAGGGGAGCUAUGGAUCGAGUCAUUGAGUACCUGGUAGGAGACGGACCACAGAACAGAUACGCAUUGAUCUGCCAACAGUGUUUUUCUCAUAACGGCAUGGCUCUGAAAGAAGAGUUUGAGUACCUGGCGUUUCGUUGUGCAUAUUGCUACUUCCUGAAUCCAGCCAGAAAAACACGUCCUCAGGCUCCCAGGCUUCCAGAGUUCAGCUAUGAGAGGAGGCUGCGAGCAGAAUCGCGUUCCCCGGGACCAACACCACGUUCCGGGACAGACACAGAGGAGAGUGCGCCUCCUUCUGGAGAUGAGAAAGAGAUGGGAGAAGACCAAGGACCCGCUAAAGACGUAGAGAGUGAGAGCCAAUCAGAGGAGCAGCCGCACCAGGAGGAGGAAAAAGAACUGGUUCAGGAGGAGGAGGAGGAGGAGGAGGAGGAGGUGGUAGAGGAGGAGUCAUUAGAGCAGAGUGACAGCACCCCCUGUGAGACGGAAUCUCAGCCAUCAUAGCUGCAGAAAAGUCCAGAUGAGGGCCAGAGACGUAUGAUCGCUGUUGUCAAACAAAAGGUGUUGGUAUUGGUCAUGAUAGGCAGGUGGCAUUUUAAAGCAAUAUACAUGGACAAGGUUAGUUUAUCGAUUUCUUUCUUCCUUGCAACAGAAAAACUUCACCAUCUCACUUGUGUCUCAGUUUGCAGCUUUUGGUUUUCUUCUUUUUUUUUUAAAUUUUUUUUUUUUGCCUAAAUUUGACUAUGAAUUUAAAAGACCAUCAUUAGUAAGACAAAGCACCAUGAGGAAAUGAUGUACUUGGUAAAAUGGUGUGUACUCUUAAUGAUAAACACAACAAAAUAUGAGUUUGCCAUAUUUAAUACUGAAAUUGUCCAACAAUAUUGCUUAAAAUGUUGCCAACAUAUCGUGGCCUUAACAGUUUGACCGGUUGAAUGGGAAGGUGUCAGAUUGAUGAUUGUAGUUUUAAUCCUAAGGCUGUUUCGCGAUAGAGUAGUUGGCUGCUGAUAUUGCACUAUAUGUGGUGACUGACAAACUGACAUAGGUUAAUAAUCUUAGAUUCACACGUUUUUUUUUUUUUUUUAGGUUUUAAGUAGUUGGUUGCCAUUUGAUUUGUUAAUGAAAUGUUUUAGAAAAGAGCCACUGUUGGUUCACAAAGGGUUUGGCCUCAGAUGCAGCAAAAACAAAUACAUGCUUAAAUCCAAAUUCCUUCUUUGACUCUUGUUUUAGAAACUUAUUUUUUUACUCUACUAGUCUGUUUUUUUUUUUUUUUUUACUAAAUAUAAUAGUUUAUUAUAAUGCAAAUCAUACAUGCAGUCAUACAUGUUAUUUAUUGUUUUAUUGGGUAGUAAAGAAAAAUUUCUCACCAAGGUUGGUGAGAAAUUUUAAAAACAUAAGAGCGAACAAAGUGCAUUUUCAAGACAAACCGUUAGUGAAUCAGGACGUGAUGAAUUGUGAUCACAGUAUAUGCUGUUAAGUUUCAUGGUUCUGCUGCGGCGUUUUUCCUCUCCUAGUUUCCCUCACACAAGCUUUUCGCCUAAUACUGAAACAUUUAGGAAAACUUACAAUAUACUCACAUUUUACUAACCACUGAUGUAUGUACACAUUUUAUCCUGCUAAUUUAUGAAGUGUUUUUUUUCAUGAUGUUUGAGCAGCUUGUCUCAGUCAGGCGGUAAAUGGGCUAUGAACAGUUAUCCAGAAAACCAGUUUGUGCAUUUAAACAGUAUUUGCGCUUAGAUCUGCUUGGAGCAAAGGUAAUGAAGAUGUUGGCCAAAAUAGGGGAAUACACCAGGGUGUGUUCCAACACUUACAUCACCGGUAAAAGGAUGACACUAACCAGAGAAACCAGCUUCUGGAACUCUACGUUGACUGUUAUGUUGACUGUUAAAUGAACACUGUGCUCCACCCAAUAACGGAACUCAGAUCAGCCGUUGGUGGCGCAGCAGAAAUGUGUGUUUUGGUCAGAGGCGUUAGGAGUUUAUUCUAAAUGUGCGGCGGAAACUGACACUUUUCCCCAUUCAGUACAACCCUGCUGCUUUGUCCGGGCUUUCCCUGGAUAGCAGCAACAUGUGGACUUUUCAGGUGUGGAAAACGAGUCACUUUACAGAAAUAAUUUUAUUUGUUAUUUGUCCUUAUCAAGCUUUUGUUUUGCAGUAUGGGAAAAUUGAACCUCCUUAGUUAAAUGAAGUUGUUGGUUUUAUAAAGCUCUGUCUAUGAGGUGAGGCCUGUUUACCUAAGCUAACUUACUACCUUGAGGAUAGCACGUAUUGAUGAGCUCACUAACAAUGAAGCAGUCUCUGAAUAAACUGAACCUCUUAAUAUGGCAGGAAAAAAACAAAAACAAAUUGCAGCUACAACAGCCAAUUAAUCUCUAUUUGGUUACUGCCUAUCAUAGUUCUCAAUGGGAUUAGGAUUUGUCAGAUGCACUGUUGUUUUAUCUGAAUCUCCUGACAUCAUUUGCACUGAUUUUCUCUUUGUAUUUAUUUGGCCAUAUCGUGUUUUAAUCCGUAGUUCUGGUUUUGCUCCACUUUUUACAUUUAGACAUGUAAUAUGUAAUUGCCAUUGUCACAACUAAUUAAAAGUAUAGGCAAGGUGUGGGUUCUUUAGCCUCCAGGUUGCUGAGGAUUAGCAUUUUUCUUUUUAAAUAUUUAAGUGUUCUUUUUGCUUACAUUAAUUGUAAGUGUUUUAAAUGCGUGCACUCACAGCAGGCAGCUGGUGCCAUCGUACUGUGUGCCUUGUUUGCUUCUGGUAUAUUCAUUUGUUUACAGUGUCAUCUGACCAAUGUGUAGCUACUGUAGCAACAUCAAAUUAAGACAGUCCAUGGGUCCUUUGGCCGGCACUAGCACCAGGCGUUUUUUUUUUUUUUUCCAUUUAAACAAUUUAUUCUGUUAUUAAAUGGAACCGUGGAAGUGAGUGUCUAUGCAAAUGCCAAUAUGUCGUAUCACCUGUGUUGUACAGGUCUGGUCCUAGAAACACACCCAGGCUAAGUGGGCAAAAAGUUCCUGUGGGGCGCACACACCACACAUUAAAUUCCUUUUUAAGUGUUUAAUAUCCGAUUUUCACAAUAAUUCUGUGUGUGUUUCUUGUCAGUUGUUGUCCUGCUCAAAACCUUGCAGCAACCCAGGAUCAAUUGGCUGUAAAGGUUGGGACCAGCCUCCUGAAUCUGUACCUGGCAGCACAAGUGUUGUUGAGCAAACCUUUGUUGAAAUGUUGAGGAGAGCUCACUCUGCGAAUUGAAAGUUGCCUGACAUCAUGCCUUGGCCACAGCUUGACAUUUUGAUUUUGUUUCAUUACUUCCCUGCACCAGGCAGCUUUUUGUAGAAGUGGCAGAACGUUACUUCAUGGUACCUAUCCAGUUUACUGAUUUGUGUUCAGCUGAAGCCUGUCUGGAAAUAAAUUCUCAAUAUGAAGCUUUCACUUUAAUAUUAAUAAGCUUCUUAGAUCCUCAACAGGAUCUCUCUCACACUGACAUAUGUAGUACCUGGUAACUUAUUUUUGCAGUGUCUUUUUUUUUUUUUUUUUUUUUGAGCCUGCUAGAUUUAUUAGAUACUUUUCUGCCAAUGCUGGUUGUAAAGUGUGGCACAUCGAAUAAAGUUUUUUUUUUUAAUGACAAAGGAAGGCAAUAGUUGUGCUGUUGUGGCUCUUAAAUGCUGUCCCCUUCUGCUUCAGUGCCCAAUCACAACUAGGUUAUAGGCCUGCUAUCCAGAAUAAGUGAUAAAAUAGUUAUGUAAAAAAAUGUAAUAUUCAAUGAUGUAUUAUAUCAGUGAAAUCUGAGCUUUGGAUAACAAAUUCACUAUAAUACAACAAUAAAGGAAGAAAAA